Molecule: messenger RNA, 4647 nt
Organism: Cyclopterus lumpus (lumpfish)
Lineage: Eukaryota; Metazoa; Chordata; Actinopteri; Perciformes; Cyclopteridae
Gene: tjp3
Product: tight junction protein 3
Exons: 30
Coding region: 329-4219 (1296 amino acids)
Biological process (GO): protein localization to cell-cell junction; establishment of endothelial intestinal barrier; cell-cell adhesion
Cellular component (GO): plasma membrane; bicellular tight junction
Molecular function (GO): cell adhesion molecule binding
Source: RefSeq, a predicted model, not a curated record
UUUUAAACAAAGUUUUAUCGGCCAAACGCUUCCUUGAAUAAAGAUAAUUAAUUUUUUUUUUUAAAUGAAAAUAGCAGAUAGUUUGUCUCUAUACUUCUGUGUUUGUUUGAGACGACAUUGUCUCAUACUGAACAUUGUUGUCGGCACCUCAGGGACUUACAAGUCACACACACACACACACACACACACACACACACACACACACAGAAGUAGCCCUGCCUCCAUACCGGUCAGGCAGGAUUGAGACAGGUGAGAGCAUGCCGAGAUCAGGUUGAGUCGUACACACACUUUUCCUGUUCCCGGCUCAACUGUCCUCCCUAAACCAGGCAUGGAGGAGCUAACGAUAUGGGAGCAACACACAAUAACACUGAGCAAAGAUUCCAAAGUGGGGUUCGGCUUUGCCAUUUCGGGAGGCAAGGACAAGCCCCACCCAGACAACGGGGACACGGCGGUGGUGGUGUCGGAUGUGCUGCCAAACGGGCCGGCCAUCGGACGGCUGUUCUACAAAGACCAGAUCGUCAUGGUCAACGGCGAGUCCAUGGAGAACGUCUACUCCACCUACACCAUCCAGACCCUCAAGUCAUGUGGCAAGACCGUCAACGUCACGGUGAAGCGGCCCCGCAAGAUCCAGAUCCCGGCGACCGCCAGACCGACUCGUGCCGCCUCCCACUCCAACCUGCUGGACCCGAACCCCCCCAGGAGAACGCGGCGCUACUCGGACGGCAGCGACAACCGGGAAGGCAACCGGUACCGCGCCCGCAGCGCCUCGCCGGACCGCAACGGGCACGCGAAUGCCGCGCUGCCGCUGAUGGCGACGGCGUACAAGAGGCUGCCGCGGCAGGACGCGCCGGAGAAGCCCAUCAGGACCACGCUGCUCAAGAAGAAAAUCACAGACGAGUACGGAUUGAAGCUGGGCAGUCAGAUCUUCAUCAAGCACAUGACGGAAACGGGCCUGGCCGCCAAGGAAGGAACGCUACAGGAGGGAGACCUGAUCCUCAAGAUCAACGGCAUGACGACGGAGAACCUCUCCCUGCUGGAGACCAAGCACCUGGUGGAGAAGAGCCGGGGCAAACUGACCAUGACGGUCCUCAGGGACGAGCGCAAGUUCCUGGUCAGCAUCCCGGAGGUGGUGGACAGCGCCCCCAACAGCGAGGAGGACCGCCGCCACGGCAGCAGUAGUGAACUGGAGGACAUUUCAGACCUCGACGAAGACACCCCCACUUACAGAACGUCCCGUCAGCCCACCAGAGAGAAACGCACACGCAGAACAAGAGCGGAACCUCCUCCAUCCAAGUCUCGGGACUCGUCACCGAUGCGCUCCACCUUGACUCGGCCUCCCGUAAAGACCUACGCCCCUCGCCGAGCUCCGUCCGGGUCCGAGUCGGACCGCAGUGCCUCCCCUCCGACUUUAAGGAGGGCCAGUCCGGACAUGAGGGACUCCAGCAAGUACAAGUCCCUCUCUGGGAUGUCCAUCCUCCCCAACCCUCGGUCCUCCCCUCAGCUCCCCAGCUGGUCCGCCUCCCGUCCCUCCUCCUCCGCCGCCUCGCGGCCUCGCCGGCCGGUGUCGGACUCGGACUCGGACCGCAGCAACUCCCCCGUGCAGCGCCGGCGGAGCCCGCGCCCAGACAGCAGAUACAAAGUCCUUCCCGAUCUGGCCUACACGGGACUGAGCGCCUCCCCCAUCGACGUUCGCCACGAACCACUGAGGAGGGUCAGCUCUCCCAUCAGAGUCCUGCCCCCAGACUCCGACUCCGAGUCUGAAGUGAGCCUGGCGCCUCCUCAGAGGCAGAGCACCAUGUACAAUCAGGACUCCCUCAGCAGAUACAGAGUCCUGCCAGACGUCGCCCUGCAGCUUCAGGGGGAGUCGCCCCGAAGGAGCGCCUCCAGCGUCACCGCCAGCAAUGCGCCACGGAAAGCUCCUUCAGACUCUGAAUCGGAGGCCAGUUACGAGUCCCCGCCUCGCAGGGAACCUACGGAGACCGUGAGAUCCAACAGAUACAGAGUCCUUCCUGACAUCAAAACCACGCCGGUCGCCGUGAAGCAGGAGCCUCCUCGCCGCGCCCCGUCACCCACCAGACCUCCACCUGAAGAUUCCUCAGAGUCGGACCAGCUGUCACAACUCCGGAGGUCCGGGAGCUCUGAGCGCGACGACAACCGCCGCAGAGUUCCUCGCGCUGCAAAUGGAACGGACGCCCUGAAGUCGGAGAGCAACCCGCCGACCUACUCGAAGCCUGCAGAGGAGCCCAUCUACUCCCUCCCUCCGGACUCCUACCCAGGACCUAAUCCAGGGUACAGCUCAGACGUUCACACGGUGGCGUUCUCGAAGAAGGGCAGCGUGGGUCUGAGGCUGGUGGGCGGCAACGACGUCGGCAUAUUUGUCGGAGGAGUUCAGCCAAACAGCCCGGCGUACGAAGAGGGCAUGAAGGAGGGAGACCAGAUCAUGCAGGUGAAUAAAGUAGAUUUUGGUCACUUCACUCGAGAAGAGGCCGCCAGCUUCCUCUUGAACAUCAAGACGGGGGAGCAGGUGGAGAUCUGCACUCAGAACAAGAUGGACAUUUACAAGAAGAUCAUCAAGUCCAACCUGGCCGACAACUUCUACAUCCGGACCCACUUUGACCACGAGGCCGAAGGCCCCAUUGGUCUGAGCUUCACCCGAGGGGAGGUGUUCAGGGUGGUGGACACGAUGCACCGCGGGAAGAUGGGCAAGUGGCUGGCGAGCCGCAUGGGCAACGACCUGCACGAGAUGGAUAAAGGCACCAUCCCCAACCAGGCCAGUGCGGAGACGUUGGCCAGCGUCGAGCAGGCGCAGCGGAUGAGCGGCGAGAGGCAGGUGGCGGGGCCGAGGGCGGAGUUCUGGAAACUACGGGGGCUCAGAGGGAACAAAAAGAACGACAAGAACAUCCGCCGGUCUCGCGACGACCUGCUGCAGCUCACCAUUCAGGGGAAGUUCCCGGCGUACGAGCGAGUCCUGCUCAGAGAAGCUAAUUUCAAACGGCCCAUCGUCAUCCUGGGUCCUCUCAAUGACAUCGCCAUGGAGAAGCUGGCCAGAGAGAAACCUGACGAAUAUGAAGUGGCAGACAUGGUUCCUCGCAGCGGAGGAGGAGACGGCGGCUCCACGGUCAUUAAACUGGACACUGUGAGGAGAAUAGCAGAGAAGGACAAGCACCCUCUUCUGGACAUCACUCCCACCGCGGUGGAAAGGCUGAACUACAUCCAGUACCACCCGAUGGUGCUCUUCCUGGACCCGCACAGCCGCAAGGACGUGAAGGCCAUGAGGCAGAGGUACAGCCCCGACUCCAACAAGAGCUCCAGGCGCCUGUACACGCAGGCCCUGAAGCUGAGGAAACACUGCAGCCACCUCUUCUCGGCACGCAUCGACCUGCAGCCCAGCUCCAAUGUUUGGUACGAGAGUCUAAAGGAUAAGAUCCGCCACCAACAGUCGAAACCUGUCUGGGUGUCUGAAGUGAAGUUGGAGAGCGGUGGAGAACAGGACCUGGACGCUCUGGACCAAACGCAGUCCGACUACCUCAGCGCCGCCAGCGACCUGGAGGACACGGACGGCGAGGUCUACACCGACAACGAGGACCUGGAGGAGGCCUACCCGGGUCAGAACGCCGCCGAGCUCUCCAGGGUGGCGGGGGCGGCUCUGGCCCGGUCGUCCGAGCCCGCCGCCUUCGGGCGCCGCAGCUCCGACUCGGACGACGAGUCUCUGCCCGAGUCCAACUCGCCCAGAGAAAUCCCGCCGCUGAUGGACGUGCCGGAGCCCAGAGCGGCGCGGCAGGCGAGCUACAGCCCGCCGCACAGCGCCGAGGAGGAGGAGGAGGAAGAGGAGGAGGAGGAGGAGGAGCACCGCAGCUUCACGGACUCUGAUUUCAGCGCGCUGGACGUGAUCACGCCCACCACUCCGUCGGACGGACCCCCGGACUUUAUAGCCCCGGACCCCUCGUCCGCCCGGUACUCCGUGACCGAGCCCACGUACGCCGAGGUGCAGCGCGAGAGCCCACAGCUCGCCAGCCUGUCCGCCAUCGAGGAGAAGUUGGACCAGGCUCGCUCUGCAGAGCCACAGGAACCCGCCGCGGUGAAGAAGGGCCCUCAGUUCAUCGUGCUGGCGCAUCAUCACCAGGCCGUCCAGUUCAGACGCACGCAGAUCCGAGGCGGCGACAGCUCGGAGGAGGACGAGGCGGAGGACUUCGAGUGGGGUCCCGCCACGGAACUGUAGGGUCUGCAUGGAGGAUUAAAGUGCACUGGUCCGACGAGGGACCCCGGAGACUAUUUCACACCCCUGAGAAACUGGCUCGGAUCAUUUUCACCCAAAAAGGCCUCGAUCAGAUGUGGGAGAUACCUUUUUUUUUUUUAAUCUUUUUUUUUUUAUAAAGGUUAACUCAAAGUUUUAACAUCUACGGAAAAAAAAAAGGUUCUCGCAUGAAUGUUGAGAUCAGAGUGCCCGAGGACGUCUUUAUUUUUGUAUUUAACUAUCACGGCCUUUACCUGUCGUCACUGCCACUCACUGUUUGUCACGUGUAUAAAAAAAAAAAUUUCAAAAACACAUUCUAGUUUUAUUAGAAAAAUUGUCGUUUUCACAGAAAUAUUCAGAACAUUUAUGAAAUGUUUGGGUGCCUCUUUCACUUGUUCCACAUUAAACUGUUU